Gopherus flavomarginatus (Mexican gopher tortoise) is the source of this 4795-nucleotide messenger RNA. It is a transcript of the gene MIGA1, whose product is annotated as mitoguardin 1. NCBI's taxonomy places the organism in Eukaryota, Metazoa, Chordata, Testudines, Testudinidae. Gene Ontology annotation, biological process: mitochondrial fusion. The record is from RefSeq and is a predicted model, not a curated record. Bases 838 to 2667 code for a protein of 609 amino acids. The transcript has 16 exons.
GCGCUGCAGGGGCAGGCACUGGUUGCUGUUCUCACCGCUGGCAGAUGGUCUCCUCCUGCCAUAUGAUGAUCUACUUGACAGGUACCAAAUGGCCUGUCUCUACAACUGACCCUACAGCCUGUCUUUGUGGGCCUUCUGCUCUUUUGUUUUCUCCAGUAAGUAGUUUGUCCAAAGGAGACUGGUAUCUAAUAUUCUUACUACAUUUUACUUUAUAUCUGGCUUUAUUGAGAGUAAAUAGUAAAAUUCCCUUUAAGAAAUGAAACUGCAGCAACUUUGAGCAGCCAUGUUAUUCCCCAUUGUGUGAUUGUAGGAGAUUCCUACUUUAAAGGGAAGAGAAGCUCCUUCAGGUGCAUAAACUCUAUGGUCACUGAUUAUUCAAUUUUAAGAUUUCCAAAUCUUUUUAGACAGCAGAUUUUGUUUUCUAAGAAAUAGAGAUCAUGACUUGCAGAAGUAAAUUUGAUAUGGGGAUUAUGCAUAAUAAAAUAAAUAAAGUCUCUAUCUUGCAAGCUGUUCCAUGUGUGGAUCCCCAUGAUUCAAUAUGGGGAUCUUUCUUCACAGAGCAAUUAAAAGUAUUUUGGCCUAAUUUUAUCUGUUUUUCACCCUAUUCUUGGUAGUUGCUACUGAGAACACUAGUUUCACCCCUUCAUAUAAACGUUAUCCAAAAUAAACAUGCAUCCUAUAAUGUUAGGUUUUUGGAAGUUUUCAGAAGAAAACUAUGUAUAUGCUUGUGAUAUAUAAUUUAACAUGUAAUUUUCAUUUGGCAGACUGAGAGGUACAUGUGUGACUAAAUGUUUUCGAGGUAGUUUCACUUAAUGAUGUUAUGGGAGAGAAGGAGCCAUGUCAGAAGAAGCUGUUAGUGAGACACACUUUUCUUUGAGGACAGCAGCUUUACGAGUAUUUGAUUUUCCCCUUUCCUGGUAUUAUUCUGUCAUCCAGGUAAAACUUUCCCCUGGGUUGAAGAAGCUGUUUGUAGUAACAGCAGUAAGUGCAGUUUCUGUAAUUUUCCUGGCACAUCAUUUUAAAAGAAAACGUGGAAAGACAAACACAGAAGUGUCACCAUGGGAGCCAGGCCAUCUUGUAUUAGAAUGUACUAAAACAGCUGCAUCAGAAAAAGGUUCCAGUUGUUCCAGUAGCAGACAAAACUUGACUCUUUCCUUGAGUUCAGCCAAAGAAAAAGGAUCUCAGUCUUGUGUUUAUGCAAAUGGAGGACUUUUCAGUAAAUAUUCUGGUUCAGUACAAAGUUUGGCCUCGGUCCAAAGUGUCACCUCCUCUCACAGUUGUGCUUGUGCCAAUUCCAGUUCCUGGGACAAAGCAGAGGAAGAUAUUAAACUUGUAAAUAUUCCAGUGACCACACCUGAAAACUUAUACUUAAUGGGUAUGGAGCUUUUUGAAGAGGCACUACGUCGAUGGGAGCAGGCACUGACUUUCCGUAGCAGACAGGCUGAAGAUGAAGCAAAUUGUAGUUCCAUCAAACUAGGAGCAGGAGAUGCCAUUGCAGAAGAGAGUGUAGAAGAUAUCAUUAGUGCUGAAUUCAUUCAUAAGCUUGAAUCCCUGCUUCAAAGAGCUUAUCGUCUUCAGGAGGAGUUUGAGGCAACCCUUGGGGCAUCUGAUCCUUCUUCCUUAGCUAAUGAUAUUGAUAAAGAUACCGAUAUAACGGUGAAGGAUUCCGCAGAAGAUUUCUGUCUGCGAGAUACACUGAGCAUUGCAUCAACAGACUCCUUUGUUUCAGCAGCUGAGCUUACUGAACACAGAGAGAUCCGAAAUACCUAUGGUCUAGAGUCUCUUUGCCAUUGUCUGUUAUAUGAAGAAGCUAUGCACUUAGCAGAAGAGGGCAAAAUUUAUUCCAGAAUAUUAAGGACUGAAAUGUUGGAGUGUUUGGGGGACAGUGACUUUCUUGCUAAGCUUCACUGUAUUCGACAGGCUUUUCAGGUCUGUAUUGCCUGGAAAUUUUUCCAGGUAAUUCUUUCAGAAACAGCUAACAGAGUAUUUCUUGCUGAGAGUGGAAGAAAAAUUUUGUCUGCUUUAAUUGUGAGAGCUCGAAAGAAUCCAAAGAAAUUUGAAGAGGUCUUUGAUGAAAUGAUACAUUUUUUAGAGCAAACAGACCACUGGGAUAAUACUGAAAUGGAACUUGCUGCCAGGGGGGUGAAAAAUCUAAAUUUUUACGACAUUGUUCUGGACUUUAUAUUAAUGGAUUCCUUUGAAGAUUUAGAGAAUCCACCCACAUCUAUACAGAAUGUAGUAAACAACCGCUGGUUAAAUUCCUCUUUUAAAGAAACUGCUGUGGCUUCAAGCUGCUGGUCAGUACUGAAGCAAAAAAGGCAGCAAGUGAAGGUACCUGAUGGAUUUUUUGCACACUUCUAUGCCAUUUGUGAGCAUGUCAGUCCUGUUUUGGCAUGGGGCUUUUUGGGACCUAGAAACUCUCUUUAUGAUUUAUGCUGCUUCUUUAAGGAUCAAGUUCUUUACUUCCUCAAAGACAUUUUUGACUUUGAAAAGGUGCGAUAUUCAACUAUGGAAAAUUUAGCUGAAGAUCUUAUGCAAUUGCUAAUGCGUCGCACUGAACUUUUAAUGGCCUACCUUGGAGCCGAUUCACUAAGGCAUGUCAGUGAUUGCAUAAAUGAUCAUGGACACAUCAUGGCCAAUGGGCUUUUGGAAGAAAAAGUACAAUAAGCUUAAAAAAAACUAAAUUGAGUGCACCUUGCCUUUUUUCCCCCUCCAGUGCUGUCAUUGCUAUUUUUGAGCAAACAUCUGAAAAUGUAACUGUGUUGCUAAAUAUGGAAUGGACUCAGGGAGAUUAAAAAAAAAUUUUAGGAAAAGAACUGGUGAGCAUAUUACAGUAUAUAUACCUAAAUUAAAAAUCACAGCUCAGCUGUCUCUGUAUUUAUAUAUAAUGUACCCCAAAGUUUUUUUCUGCAAUAUUUGGGUAAAAUUUAUUUAUAAAAUACUGUACAUUUGCCACAGAUGAUAUGUGAUAUGUGGUAUAUGGAGUUAUUAGAUGUUUGUCUUUUAAGCCUUAUUACAUGAAAUGUUCAGUACAAACUCUGCAAUGUGCUUUAUGUCUAGGAAGUGUUUCAGCCAAGAUAUACACAUCUUUCAACUUAUUAUGUGAUACACCCGCAAAAAAAAAAAAAAAGAAAAAAAAAACUUCACAAAAUAUUUAACUACGCCCUAAAAUUGUGUUUGUGUAUGUAAGCAGUCAUUUUGUAUUGAAACAUAAUGGAAUAAAUGCAGUCACCAUUUGGGCAGGUGAAAAUAACAUGAAAAACUCAAUGCUAAUUGAUGUUGGCUUAAAAUAUGUAAAUACAUCAUCACUGAGGUUGACAUUUGAAAUCACUAGUGUGAGAUCACUGUUUGAUAUAUUCUAAAAGUAAUGACAGUUUUUUCAGGUUAAUUAAUUGGUUUAAAACUCAUCUUUCUCGGUUUUUAAAACAAUGCAGUUAUGAAUAAACUAGUAUCAUUCUUCAUUCAAAUGUAGCAUUUUAACUAUAUUUUAAAGUAAGGCUGUAUGAUAAAACCUAAAGACUUGUUGUUUCUCAAUUAAAUCAGUCUCAGUCUUUUCUUUCAAAAAGCCAACCUUUGGUUUGGGAGAGAACUUUAUAUAUGAGUUUUGGAAAGUUUGUGUAUCUGUUCACACUGGUGCUCAGUUCCGGGUAUCUUUUGUGUAGUCUUGUCUUGAAUUCAGAAUAAAAAGUUUAAGGAAAAACUUUUUCGUGGGUAUCCCUUUGAGAGAAUCCUCAAAGACCCUUUUUAUGGUACUUUAUAAGAAUAGAGUAUUUCAGCAUCUGAGUGAUACACAGAAUAAAUUUUUAGCUUUUAAAAUAACAUUUUAGAUUACAGAGUUCCAGAUUCUGAUACUUAACACUCAGCUUUGGAACAUUAAGUUUAAUGUUACAUUAUAGUCCAAAAACAAAAAAGAGCUAAGAUUUUUUUAAAUUUUUAUUAAUGUGCUCUUCCAUAAUUCAGUUUUUAAAGGAAAACAGAUUAAAACAUUUUACUUAUAUAUAAAAAUAUAGAAUAACCUGUAGCAUCUUAAUGUGCUGGCACCUGCAUUUGUGACUUCUUGACAGUAGUUGCUAAUGCAGACUACAAGCACUAUUGUCACCAUAUGCUAGAUUGUAAGUGGUUUAGUAGCUACUCUUUACUCUGCACUUUCUGGCCUAGAUAUUUAGAUGUGGACAAAAUGUGCUUUGUGCUCUCUUGGUCUCAUAGCAUAUAUUAGAGACGCUUUCAGAUUCCUGUAACUUGUGCUGGCUGCCAUCUGCCAUAUGGUCCAGUACAGUAGCUGGGGAUCACCAGGGUGCAGAGAGCUUGUAGCCAAGUCCCUUUUCCCUGGCCACAUUCCCUACACUAGUGGUCAGGACUAAAGAUGGUGCAGGAUCCUGUAUAUCAAACUGAAGUGAUCUUUCCAUGGCUGGCCUCACUGGCUUUCGGGCUGCUUUUGAACUGCUUUUGCACCAGCAGUGUGACAUAAAACAGCCACAACAUUGAGAGAAACUGUUGCAUAUAUAAUAAACUUAAUUUGGGAUAAUUACAAAAAACUCUGCAGCUUUGUAGCUAAAAGUUUCUAGUUUGAAAUAUGUAAACAAACUGGAAUUGUAUUUCAUUAAAUAUAUUUCUGCUUCUAUUGCAAAAACCAAUCCCAAAAAAUUAUGGGUAAAAUCCUGGAUUAAGAUAAAAAUUCUGAAUAUAAGAAGGGUGUUGUUAUUACUUGUGAAUCUGUAUGAAAUGUCAACUGAAAUAUUGUUAAAAUCAGAAUUAUAUUUGAUGUGUAUGUGUAAUACAGAUACCAAAAACUGUU